AUGAGUUACAAUCAUCGCGUGGCAAUCCUUCUAUUUUUCAUCGGAGCCGCCGCGGCCAUCCCAAACGCCAAGGAUUACGUGGCGCCGAGCGGCUCGAAUGCGACACGAGUGCUCAGAGAAACCGAUGAGACGGCAAAACUAGAAGACGUGGUGCUGGCUGGCCGUCAAGCGGAAGAAGUAGGAGAAGAAGAAGAAGACGAAGGACCACAGGGAGAAGUUCAGUUGGACGUGGCCGAGGAGGAUUUGGAGGAGGAGGAGAAGCCCAAGACGAGGGUGAGAAGAGGAUAUUACGGUGGAGGAGGAGGAGGAGGAGGAGGUGGUGGCGGUCAGCAGAAGCAGCAGCAAAAAGGACAGAGCAAGUACGGAGGAGGCGGCGGUGGAGGAGGUGGACAGAGCCAGCAAGGUGAGGGAUAGAGUUACGGUAGGGCUAGUGUAGGAUGGCUUGCUGUAGAUUUUUCGGACUCUAUCGGCUCAGCACACAGGUUCUGAGUUACUAGGAGAGCUAAAGGUAUUGAAAGCACCAGUAGCGUUUUACAGUACUUUACAUUUCUAGAAGACAUUAGACUACUGUUAAUUGCAGGAAGCAAGUACGGUGGCGGUGGAGGUGGAGCUCAAUCUCAGGGCGGAUACGGGCAGAGCAGCGGUGGCGGCGGCGGCGGCGGAGGAGGAGGCAGCAAGUACGGAGGCGGAGGAGCAAGUCAGGGAGGUAGUCAGGGCGGAUAUUAUUAG
Messenger RNA from Caenorhabditis sp. 36 PRJEB53466, 729 nucleotides. The record is from the annotation of a GenBank genome assembly. NCBI's taxonomy places the organism in Eukaryota, Metazoa, Nematoda, Chromadorea, Rhabditida, Rhabditidae.